AUGGCAAAGCAUUCUUCAUGUGUUUCAGAUGCAGACCACUGUGGGAGAUGCCCAGAAGAUCACUAUUCCAAUGAAAGAAAGGACCUGUGCCUUCCCAAACAUUUCAGCUAUUUAUCCUAUGGUGAACCCUUGGGGGUCACUCUGAUUUCCUUGGUUCUUUUCUUUUCUGCAACCCUCAUUUUAGUGGCAGUGACUUUCAUUCUGCACUGGGACACCCCCAUUGUCAAAGCCAACAACAGGAACAUCACAUGCAUCCUUCUCUCCUCUCUUCUCCUUUGCUUUCUGUGCUCCUGUAUGUUUAUUGGGUGCCCUGGGGAAGUGACCUGCUUUCUCAGGCAAACUAUGUUUGGCACCAUUUUCUCCAUCUCAGUUUCCUGUGUCUUGGCCAAAACUAUCACAGUAGUUCUGGCCUUCUUGGCCACCAAGCCAGGAAACCAGAUGAGGAAGUGGCUAGGGAAAAGACUGGCAGCAUCUGUCAUUGUCCUCUGCUCCUUUAUCCAAGCUGUUAUCUGUGCAGCAUGGUUGAUCACCUCUCCUCCCUUCCCAGAGUUGGACAUGCAUUCCCUGACUGAUGAGAUCAUUGUGCAAUGUAACGAAAGCUCAGAUUCCAUGUUCUAUGUUGUCCUGGGCUAUUUGGGGCUGCUGGCCACCAUCAGUUUCACUGUGGCUUUCUUUGCAAGAAAAUUACCAGAUACUUUCAAUGAAGCCAAGCUGAUCACCUUCAGCAUGCUUUUGUUUUGCAGUGUUUGGCUGUCCUUCAUCCCAGCCUAUCUGAGCACCAAGGGGAAACACAUGGUGGCUGUGGAGAUCUUCUCCAUCUUGGCCUCUACUGCAGGUCUCCUGGGCUGCAUCUUUCUCCCCAAGUGCUACAUCAUACUAUUGUACCCAUAUCUCAACACAAAAGAACAUCUGACCAGGAGGAUAGUUUAA
Molecule: messenger RNA, 930 nt
Organism: Candoia aspera
Lineage: Eukaryota; Metazoa; Chordata; Lepidosauria; Squamata; Candoiidae
Product: vomeronasal type-2 receptor 26-like
Exons: 1
Coding region: 1-930 (309 amino acids)
Biological process (GO): G protein-coupled receptor signaling pathway
Cellular component (GO): plasma membrane
Molecular function (GO): G protein-coupled receptor activity
Source: RefSeq, a predicted model, not a curated record